Molecule: messenger RNA, 1033 nt
Organism: Bursaphelenchus okinawaensis
Lineage: Eukaryota; Metazoa; Nematoda; Chromadorea; Rhabditida; Aphelenchoididae
Source: the annotation of a GenBank genome assembly
AUGCAACACAUAACAGUUUGUAUCUUCUUCACCAUAUGUGUAUUACGCGCACAUUCUUUUGAAUGCGUCACUUGUAAUGCUAAUGUUGGUGACAAUGAUGCAGAUGACUGUUUUGAAACAGUUGAAAAAUGUGAAGAAGGAGUCGAAAGUUGUUCUAUGGUAACUUACGUGUCAAAAUCAGAUAACAAAUUACACAUAAGAAAGUUUUGCACUUCUCCUGGUACUCCGAUAUACCAGUACUUGUUGUUUUUCCCUGGCAGUGCUUUGUGCCAAAAUAUCGAGACUGUAAGUUGAAUUCGCUAUUGCCCAUCCAACCUUCGCAUCAUUGUUUUUAACUAAAUUAAAAUUAAAAGGUGGCGACUUGGAAAACACCUUACUUCAAACGUCAUUAAUUUAAAAUUUUUUCAGGGCCGUGACUUGGAAUUUCCUAAAAAUAUAAACAAAGACUUAUUAUCCGAAGAAAUAUUUCCGCCAUCUGCAGUACCAGAAGAUCUAGAACAUGUACUACCAUUAGUAGAAAAUGAAAGUAACGUUCCAGAAGAAGUGGAACUGCAAAGCGAAAAUACCACUUUUCCAGAACCCCCGACUAAAUUAUUGAGGGAUGAGAAGAGGAAAUUAUUUGGUCCGCCCAGUAUUCGACCAGAUGAAACAGCACUUCUGACUCGUGCUAAACGAGUACGAAGAGAAGCUGGUCCACCAGCACCGCCUACUGAACAGGUUUGAAUUGUUAUAAUUAUUACAUUUUUGGUCUUUUCUAUUGAAAAAUAAAUUUGUUCUUAUUGUUAGAGAAAAAAUUUUUUUUUGGUUGUUUAGGUAACAAACCAAAGAAUUUUGAUGUAUUUUUAAUCUAUUGUUAAAAAAAUUUUUUUUUCAGAGGUCAAGUUUGUUGUGUGUGUGUUCAACUGAACGUUGUAAUAGCGGAUCAGCUGAAACAGUUUUGUCGCGAUCCAUGUUCAGUAAUCUGCCAUUCACGAUGAACACGGUCAGACUUCCGAUUGAUGAUGCGACUUUACAAAAUGUGGCACGACGCUAG